CAAUCGUCUGUUUCGGACAGUCAUGAACCGGAAACAUUUUUACCGGUACCGCUAUCGUAGGCACCCUUUCCCAACUCUGUUGACCGCCGCCACCGCUGCAGUCGUCGCCGCCGCUAUCGCGUUGGCAGUACUGUCGCCGACGGUUUUCAGCAGAGCGUGUCCGCCGCCACGCAAGUUUUCAUCUUGCUCGACCGUCGUACCCAAACAAACAGUCAGCGUAACGGGGCACUUUCGGUCGACAAAAACACAUAUCACAGCCACCGGCAGCGGAUAUAGCAGAUUAAAGACUAAUGUACACAAUCGUCAAAGGCCAUACAUCGCCCGACCACUUGGUUCUACUCGACGACAAUUAUGUGAGGCCGUUACAGUGGGACUAACAGAUGGCAAAGACGGACACUCAAACAAUACCAAUACCAACAAUACCAAUACAAAUAAUACCCGUUGCUACAAGAUCAAAUAUACAACACCCGUACCCACUACUAAACGUUGGUCACCAAUACUUAAAACUUACCCCCAAUUUCCGGUAACGAAUAACACGGCGACCAAACCGGACACUGACGCAAGUGCGGCUACUGUCCAAACCAAAGUCACGACUAAAAUAACCAAGACAACCAGACCGUCGACAACAACUGAAGCAACCGACCUUUCUGAUGAAAUACAAGAUAUGGCUGAAGAAACGACAUCGAUUGAAGAAUGUACCGAAGAAAUUACUUGUACUGAAGAAACUACAUGUACAGAAGAAACUACAUGUGCAGAAGAAACGGCUCCGUUCGAAGAAACUACCCCGAAAAAAAAAACGACCAGUAAGACCGAAGAAACUAAAAAUAUAACUAAUGAACCGACAAGUACAGAAAAAGUUAGUAAAACAACCGAAAAAUCUAGCAAAACUACUGGAAAAUCGAAUAAGACUGUAAAAGUGACCAAGGGUACCAAAAAAAUGACCAGGACAACCGAAGAAGAAAUCGAUGAGGUAACGUGCCCCGAAGACCCUGAGUGCACCGAUGAACCUUCAUGCAUUGAUAACGAAGUGACCAAAAAACCAUCAAAAACGCGUUCUCCACCGGAUCAGAAAUCGACGGCAGUGGUAAAACAGAAAAAUCGGUUGAAGAAGCAAAAUCAACGUAGUAGACGACCAUCGACGACUAUGUAUAAUCAAUGGUCGUCAUCGUUAUCGUUAUCAUCGGGUACAACCACAUUGGACGAUUCGUCAUGGUCCCACGAUAGACUUAAUUAUGAAUCACUAAAAUCGGACCUAAACAAGGAUAGUGAAUUACAGCCGCCACCGAUUGAUCAAAAAGGUAUACACAUAUAGUCAACUAUAUACGGAUUGAUAGCGACGGUUUCAUCACAAAGACCUCAACAUGUUAUCUGCACAGUCCUAAAAUAAUGAUUGUUUUACUAUAAUAUGCUUAUUAUAAGCUUAUGGGAGGCCACUGUUGUACACGCAUCCCGCUGAUGAUCAAAAACUUCGUAACAAAUUAAUUUCAUCCGAUGUCGGUAUUUUUUCUCUCUAUUACAAAUCCCAAAUUAUCUACUAUAGUUUUUUGGUGCCAGAAAAUCUGUUAUAAAUGGUGUUUUUUUCAACUUAUUUUCAUGUAAAGAUUUUUGAAUUUGUUUUAAAUACAAUA
Molecule: messenger RNA, 1628 nt
Organism: Rhopalosiphum padi (bird cherry-oat aphid)
Lineage: Eukaryota; Metazoa; Arthropoda; Insecta; Hemiptera; Aphididae
Product: rhoGEF domain-containing protein gxcI-like
Exons: 2
Coding region: 23-1312 (429 amino acids)
Source: RefSeq, a predicted model, not a curated record